Messenger RNA from Neogale vison (American mink), 1521 nucleotides. RefSeq names its product translation initiation factor IF-2-like. The coding region runs from base 1 to 1194 and encodes 397 amino acids. NCBI's taxonomy places the organism in Eukaryota, Metazoa, Chordata, Mammalia, Carnivora, Mustelidae. The record is from RefSeq and is a predicted model, not a curated record. The transcript is spliced from 8 exons.
AUGGACGCCCAAGCGCCAACACCGCCUGCGCCGCCGCCGACAAUACCGCCCCCACCAAAGCCACCGCCAUCUGCACCGCCACCGCCUGCUCCGCUGACGCCGCAGUCUGCACCGCCGCUGUUACCGCUGCCGCCGCAGACUCUGCCCCCGCCGCUUCGCCGCCGCGGCCACUUGAAUCUAGACGCCGCUUGUGCAGCCCAGGCCGCUUGCGCCGCCGACGCCGUCCCCGCUUGUCUGGCGACGUCGCCACCUGUGCCGCCGCCUCUUCUCCGGCUAACGCCCUCUGCACCGCCUCAGACGCCGCUUAAGCCGCCCGCGGAGGCCCCGGCUGCGCGGUCGCCGCUACAGAGGCCGUUGGCGCCGGCGGCGCAGACAGUGGCGGCGGCGGAAGCGGCGGCGGCGGAAGCGGCUGCGUCAGAGGCGCAAGCGGCCCUGAGGCAUGCCUUCAGCUGCACAAGCGGCUUCGGCGUCGAAGGCGUCCGGGGCUCAAGCGGUGGCGGCAGCGGCAUAAGCGGCGGCGACGGCGGGGAUAGCAGGGGAAGCGGCUUCAGCGGCUGCACAAGCGGCGUUGGUGACGGCGCAGAGGAUGUCAGCGGUGGGACAGGCAACAUCGCUGAGGACAGCGUCAAGGGUGCAAGCGGCCUCGGCACAGACAAGGGCGGCGGUGCAGACAGCGGCGGCUUCAGCGUCGUCGGUAGCAGCGACGGUGCAGACAGCGGAUUCGGCAUCGCAAGCGGCGGUGCAGAUGGAGGUGGCUUCGACGGAACAAGGGGCAUCAGCGGCGGCGCAGGCAGUGUUGGCUGCGGAAGGGGCGGCCACACAGAGGAUGGCGUCGGCGGUGCAAGCGGCAUUGGCACAGACAGCUGGUCUGCUCAAGCGGCAACCGCUUGGGCGUUCAAGGCUCCAGCGGCGGCGGUGUCUGUGGCGGUAGCAGCGGUGGAGCAAACAGCGGCGUCUGCGCAGACUGCGUUGGCUGCACAAGCGGUGUUGGCAACUCAAGGGGCGGCUGGGGCGCAGAUUGCAGCAAGGCGGAUGGCGGCGGCGAAUUGGCGGCGGGGGCUGCGCAAGCGGGGGCAGCGGGAGCCCGAGGGCCGGCAACUGAGGAAAGGCAGAGAAGGCCAGAAAGACCAGGAAACCUGCUGCAGACAAAGGCUUUUGGGGUUAGAGCAUCUGCACCUUCUGAAGCUGUACUGAAGCCUUCAUAGGCAGCCUCUGCCAUGUUGGGGAAGGCACCUCCACCAGUUAUGGACACGGGCAUGAACACUCCCGGCCCACUGAAGGAAAUGAGCACCGGGCCAAACAGCAGAUAAAGCCUCGACAAUAUGAAGUUACUUUAGACAAAAUCAAGAUGAAGAUUAAUGAUCUUAAAAACGAAAACAGGGAUCUUGAAAAAAACAUAGCGAGUUGGGAGGAGAAGGCCAGGGAAGCAAAGAAGCAAGCAGAAACAAAGACAGACCAUAAGCGUUCCCUUGCUGGAGUACAUAUAUUAAAAGUAAGACUCCUUUCUUUGCCUGACUUGUG